ACCAGCAAGAGACGUAACGAGCAGUCGCCAGCUGGUGGCCGGUCUACGUGGAUCGCGGAGUCGUCGUGAGCGUGUGCCAGUGUGUAUUUUUUGUUUCGUCGCGCGUACGUCGUGCACGCAUAGGCGAUCCGCGCGCGAUAAGCGGUAUUCCACGGGAGAGAAGCGAUCAACAUGACGACUAGUUCCCGUUGACUCGCUUUCGAACGAAGUGAUUCUCGUACGUUACGCCGCGCGAGCACGAUACACAUGCGUACACGGUAUAUACGUUCGUACCGCAUAGUAUUAUAGAUACAUAUAUGUGCAUAUAAAUAUAUACACUCCGAUGAGAGUGUGGCCACGGGCAGGAUGUCGUCGGUGUUUUCGAAGCUAAUCGACAAGACGUCCGCUAAAUACGGCAUCAGGCAGGAACUGCUCACGCGUGGCGUCGUUGGCGCGGUGACGACGCUGUAUCUGCUAAAGAUCGGUUACCCGUUGGUCGCUUCGAGCAUCGCGCCGUACCUGCAAAAAACGAGGAAACGAGAUGACAGCCCGUCGAUGGUUCCCAACCGGUGCAAGACCGACGUUCGCGGUAAAUCCCCGGUCAAGGCGGGGAAGAACGUCGGUCUGGACCGGAACUUCGUUAAACAGCUGAUCGCGCUGUUGAAGAUCAUGGUCCCUGGAUGGAGAACGCGCGAAGCCGGAUUACUCACUUGCGCCACUCUCACGCUCCUCACGAGGACUUUUCUCUCGGUUUACGUCGCCACUCUGGAGGGCCAGAUAGUGAAAAGGAUCGUGCUAAGAGAUGUACGCGGCUUCCUGAGGAUGCUAGCGAGAUGGUUCGCCAUCGCUUUUCCCGCUACUUUCGUCAACUCGGCGAUCAGAUACCUGGAGGGCCGACUGGCUCUUAGCUUUAGGGGACGCCUGGUGGAGCAUGCCUACAAAAUGUAUCUGAGUCAGCAAACUUAUUAUAGAGUAGCGGCGUUAGACAAUAGACUCGGUGGUGCCGAGCAAAGACUGACAGACGAUUUGUCUGAACUGGCAAGUUCUGUGGCGCACCUGUACUCGAGUCUGACCAAACCGUUGCUGGAUUGCGCGUUGGUGGGCCUCGCGCUUAUUUCGUUCUCGUCCAAAAUGGGGGCAAGGAGGAUACAAGGACCAUUAUUGGCGUCCACGGUGAUCGCUCUAACCGGGCAAAUCUUGCGUCUCGCCUCUCCAAAGUUUGGUCAACUGGUGGCUGAAGAAGCAUCGCGACGCGGACGGCUGAGAGAAGCCCAUGCUCGUAUCAGUGCGCACGCGGAAGAGAUUGCAUUUUAUGGCGGACACUGUACGGAGCAUCGGUAUCUAAGUACCGCGUACAAGUCGCUCGUCUCACAUUUGAGACGGGUUCUAGGAGUGAAAUUGUGGUACGUGAUGCUGGAGCAAUUGCUUAUGAAGUACGUGUGGUCCGGCACUGGACUCCUCGUUAUUGCUAUGCCGUUACUUUACACUACGGUCACUUCAGGGAGUGCGGGCGACAAUGACGACGGCGACGGCGGCGUUAGCGAGAGGACUAGAUAUUUGACGACUUCUAAGAACCUCUUAAGCUCUGGAGCGGAUGCCGUGGAGAGACUAAUGUCGUCUUACAAAGAACUAGUAGCACUGGCAGGAUACGCGGCGCGAGUCAGCGAGAUGUUAGAUGUAUUCAAAGACGCUGCGCUCUGUAAAUAUAGAAGAAACGUCGUUAGUAGUCCGCUGAGAAUAGCGAACGGUACUGGAAAUAACGCUUUAGACAAAAUAAUUGAAAUGAAGGACGGUGCACCGGUGAUAAAAGGAAUCGUCGAGGAAAGUACGGAUGGCAGUAUAAGCGUGAUCAAUGUGCCAAUAGUUACACCAAACUGUGAAGUCAUUGUGCCUAGGUUAACGAUUCACAUAAAACCUGGUGAUCAUAUAUUAAUCACCGGGCCAAACGGAUGUGGAAAAAGUUCACUGUUCCGCAUUAUCUCUGGCCUGUGGCCAGUGUACGGCGGCACUUUGAUAAGACCAGCCGAGAGUUACUCCGGGAGGCCAGCGUUGUUCUAUAUACCGCAAAAACCGUACAUGACCGUCGGUUGUUUGCGAGACCAGAUCAUAUAUCCUGCAGAGUCGCAGACGGAGGACUGCUCGGACGUGGAGCUCCUGAAACUGUUGGAAGAGGUCGAUUUGCGAGGAUUGGCGGAGAGGGAACCGGAGGGACUAGAUGCAUUCGGUGAUUGGGACUCUACUUUGUCUGGUGGUGAGAAACAGAGACUCGCGAUGACUCGAUUGCUCUAUCACAAGCCGCAAUACGCUCUGUUGGACGAGUGCACCAGCGCAGUGAGCCUCGAGGCUGAGGGGGUCAUAUACGAAACUGCCAAGAGGAAAGGCAUAACGUUACUGACCAUCACACACCGUGUGGCUUCGCUCGCGAAAUACCACAAACUGCUGUUACGCUUUGACGGGGAAGGCAGUUGGGCUUUCGGCCCCUUGGACGCAGAAAGUUCAACCCUGUUGGUGAACCAUGAUCUCGAUCAAACCGAGGAACACGAAGUGAAACGAAGCCUAAUGUUGCACGAAUUUCGUGACAUCCAUCCGGAAGACUCGAAAGUUGGAAUCAGCUGAAAAGGACUCAGCGAGAUGUUUGAAACCGUUCUAGCAAAUUCAUGUAGAAAUCUGCGAAAUUGUAAAUAUAUCUUCGAGAAUGUAUUUUGUACAGAAGUUAACUGCGAUUUCUGAUUAAAUAAUCUAUUUUUAUAUGAGGAAAAGUUGCUAUUUAAU
Colletes gigas is the source of this 2751-nucleotide messenger RNA. It is a transcript of the gene ABCD, whose product is annotated as ATP-binding cassette sub-family D member. Gene Ontology annotation, biological process: fatty acid beta-oxidation; long-chain fatty acid import into peroxisome; very long-chain fatty acid catabolic process. Gene Ontology annotation, cellular component: peroxisomal membrane. Gene Ontology annotation, molecular function: ATP binding; ATP hydrolysis activity; ABC-type transporter activity. Bases 346 to 2595 code for a protein of 749 amino acids. NCBI's taxonomy places the organism in Eukaryota, Metazoa, Arthropoda, Insecta, Hymenoptera, Colletidae. The record is from RefSeq and is a predicted model, not a curated record. The transcript is spliced from 8 exons.